This is a messenger RNA of Serpula lacrymans var. lacrymans S7.9, 2346 nucleotides long. RefSeq lists its product as uncharacterized. Gene Ontology annotation, biological process: nuclear-transcribed mRNA catabolic process, nonsense-mediated decay; deadenylation-dependent decapping of nuclear-transcribed mRNA. The record is from RefSeq and is a predicted model, not a curated record. Bases 47 to 2050 code for a protein of 667 amino acids. NCBI's taxonomy places the organism in Eukaryota, Fungi, Basidiomycota, Agaricomycetes, Boletales, Serpulaceae. Gene Ontology annotation, molecular function: RNA binding; 5'-(N(7)-methylguanosine 5'-triphospho)-[mRNA] hydrolase activity; manganese ion binding. Gene Ontology annotation, cellular component: cytoplasm; P-body. The transcript has 7 exons.
GUGUCAGCCUGGUUGAAACUCGCUGAAGUCUGUAGUGUCUCUCACCAUGACUGCUUCGACAUCUUCUUCGCCAGAGAUACCUGCAUUAACUGCUAUAGACGAUGAGAGGUUUUCCUACAAGCACGCCACUCAUGACGAAGUUUUAGAAGAUCUAUCAAGCCGUUUCAUCUUGAACCUACCAGAAGAAGAGCUAGCGUCAUUAGAGCGAAUUUGUUUUCAAGUCGAGCAAGCUCAUUGGUUUUAUGAAGACUUUGUUCGCGAACAAAAUCCCAAAUUUCCUUCGCUUCCCCUCAAAAAAUUCUCAGCUACCUUGUUUCAUGCUUGUCCCCUUCUAUAUCAGUGGCGUCACGAUCACGAGCAGGCAUUCAACACUUUCAUGCAAUACAAGACCCGGGUCCCCGUUUGUGGGGCUAUUAUGCUUAACGAAACCUGGGAGAAGUGUAUUCUCGUGAAGGGCUGGAAAUCAUCCUCAGGAUGGGGUUUCCCGAAAGGCAAAAUCAAUGAACAUGAGCCGCCCCAUGAUUGCGCGGUCAGAGAAGUCCUGGAAGAGACCGGAUACAAUCUUUCUGGUCAGAUCAGCCCGCACGAUGUAAUUGAAAUGUCGAUCAAGGAACAGAAAAUUUGCCUAUACAUAGUCCCUGGGGUAGCUGAAGAUUAUCCUUUCAAAACACGAACCCGUAAGGAGAUCAGUAGAAUUCAAUGGUUCAAACUGACCGACCUCCCAACCUGGAAACGACAUAAAGCUGUCUCCGGUAAAUUCUAUUUGAUAUCUCCUUUCAUUGCGUCUCUGAAAACGUUCAUCAAUGAAAGGAAACCUCAAUAUCCUGCGCAUCAAACACCCCUUCAAGGGUCAUCACACAAACAAAACCACCGUCGGUCUCAUUUAUCUGUUCCCACAAAUUUGAUUACUCAUAGGCCGACCCUCCAAGCUUCGUCUACCAUUUCGUUCACGCCAUCACCUAAGCACAGCAAGUCUACGCUUGCUAUACCCGACGUCUCAGUAGCGUCUCCAGAAAGUCAAAUAAGUUCAAAAACAAUCGAUCCCCACUUUGCUCAUUUGUUACACUCUCUAUCUCUUUCCUCUGCGACUGCUGUGGAAAACUGCUCAGGGAACGGCCAUGCCUGGUAUGGUGGUGAACUUGCAUAUAACACUACUACACCCUUAGCUAUGGGUCUGCCUCCGAUGGGCACAUCAGAUCAUUUAGUACGUAAAGCAUCCCCUUUGCCGUCGUCGUCACAGUCAAGGUCGCAAUUUCCAUCACACUAUACCACAUCAGCUCCCGUGGUUAAUCCGUCCGAUGGCAAUGUUUUUUCACCGCAUCUUCCACGUCCUCCCGCUUCUCCUCUGGCUACAGCCUCCACUACGAUGUCAUUGCAACAUUUUAGUAUGGCAGAUAUAACACCCUAUGUUUCUGGAUCUAAUGCUGUACCUACGUUCGGAAGGAGAUUGAGGCAACUAGCCUUACUGGAGAACGUAGCGAAAGAGUCUACCCGUAUGACUCCGAUGUAUUGCCCAGACUUGACACUGGUGGAUGACAGUCCAUCAGAUCCAUCGGUUCUCAUUUACCACGAAUCUACUGCUUCAGUUCCACCGCCUUUACCUAGCGGUAGCCCUCAUCAUGACGGUAUUCGUUUGAUGUACGGCUCCGAUUACAGCUUCGGGAGCUCCUUACGAUGCCCUCGCAUGCCCAUAUUGGAAGACGAGCCUUUCCAGACAGAACGACAGGCUAGUCUCAUACCUUCUUCCAAUUCUAGACAUAUCCAGAGCUGCCAGCAACAAGGCAUGAUGCCCCUUGUGUCUAAUUUAUCUGCAUUCCAAAAAAUCUCCUCCGCCCCUAGUACUCUUCCUGGGCAACCAGAAACUGAAGUGCCAGCCUCCCGAACUCUUUAUUCGCAUCUUCAUCCCUCCGUUGACGCGUUUGCGUUAGGACGAACGCCCCCAACCAUGUACUCCCGCUCCUCUUCUAAUAACGUCCAAACACCCACACACUUAUUAUCGAUACUGAAUGGCAGCGGCCUGUUAGGACCCUUUAAGUCUGCACCCGAGUAGGCUGAAUUGCAUCCAACUCUUUAUCAGCUGUAUGAAAUAUAUCCUCUUCACCCCUUGCCUUCCUGUUAUCUACAAUGAUGAGUGAUCUCCGAACUCCCCCGCUCUCAGCCUUUAUAAACACAACUGAGUGACCAGUACUGAUGUUACUAUUUGGCUAGGGCUGGGAGAAAGUGGCAAUAACAAGCAAACUGUUGCAGCUAAAUUCAGAACAACAAUACUAUUUUCAAGGUUGCUGUCUGUGUUAAAACUUGAGAUAAUGUAGAAGAAGGGAACAAAAGUAGUGAUUACAAAACGGG